AUGUCCUUUACUAGAUACAGCAAGCCCGUCCCUGAAGGGCUUGUGGUGUGCGAGACACGCGAGCAAAUGAAUCAAGCGGCGCGCGACCACCCAGAAACGGUCCUUCACGAUGAAGACGGCGGUUACUAUCUCAAAGACAUGAACGGCAUCCCGGUGGCUGUGGCCGCUGACUCACUGUGUCCAGAAUUGGAUAAGUCCUUCGCCGAAGCGGACACCAUGAUUGCACAGAAUCAACUGGAGGGAGAAGAUCAAAUGGGCACGGAUGAUGGCCUCGACUCGACAGCCGGUUGUGGCCUCGGAUGA
Molecule: messenger RNA, 303 nt
Organism: Aspergillus oryzae RIB40
Lineage: Eukaryota; Fungi; Ascomycota; Eurotiomycetes; Eurotiales; Aspergillaceae
Exons: 2
Coding region: 1-303 (100 amino acids)
Source: RefSeq, a predicted model, not a curated record